GGGAAACCACCGAGGCGCUGCCGGGCAUUGAGAAGAAUAUGAUAGAGCUGAGCUGAACUAUAGAGGUAAGGUAUCGCGCGUCUAACGGCCCUUUUCAGAUUGUGGAAAUGAUAGUUCGUUAUAUAGGUAAGAAAGUUUCUAGCUUUACUUUUAGAUUUGUUUACAUCUCAAAGCAAGACGCCGCCGCUUAUUGAUUUCUUACCUAGUACGUACCUAGGUAGGUAGCAUACGCUCUCUCUACUUUUCAGUCUUUUUCAGUCUUUACUUUUCAGUCUUUACCUUUCAGUCUUCACCUUCCACGCUCGUUUGGAUAUCAACAUUUUAUAUUACUGUGUACCUACCUAGGUAGACAUUCUUUAUCAGUAUACGAUAUCUAGGAAUUUACUCCUUUCCGCUUCAAGACAGCUUACAGACAUGUUGGCACCUCGAUGGAUGACAUUGAGCUUUUCACUCUUUUCCGCAGCUUCUGCGAUAAAUACUCGGAGUAAUUCGAGUGUCGAUCAGCUGAAUAUGACAGCGGCGGCCGUGGACGCCAUGAUGAUGUUAUACGACGACAAGACCGGUCUUUGGGAACCCAAUAGUAAAUUAACGUCUUGGUGGCAGAGCGGUGUUGCGCUCUGGGCUCUUGCAGAGUACAUGCUCAAAACUGGGUCUCGCGAAUAUCUCGACCAAGCAAAGAACACGGUCAAGGUCCAAAGAGCGCCACUCUCUUGGUGGCCGGAAGGAGGAGGCGACUUCCGCGCCGACAGCACGGAUGAUACGGGCUGGUGGGCUCUCGCAAUGAUAAGCAUGUAUGAGCUCACCGGUGACGAUAUGUAUCUUGAUAUCGCCAAGGAAGAUGAAGCAUAUAUGUGGAAGUAUUGGAACACCACGACUUGUGGUGGUGGCCUUAUCUGGAACAUCCCGUCCUUGAGUUACCACAAUGCCAUAAGCAACGAGCUCUACUUAGAGUUGGCAGCCAAACUGCACAAUCUCGUCGAUGGCGAUACGGAGUAUCUGAACCGCGCAUUGAAGGAAUGGCAGUGGUUCACCGACAGCGGCAUGGUAAACCCGCAGGGUCUCGUUAACGACGGGCUCACGGAGGACAUCACUUGCAUGAACAACGGCGACACGACGUGGACCUACAAUCAAGGCGUAGUUCUUGGCGGGCUAGUCGAGCUCUUUAAAGCGACGGGCGAAAAGUCGUACCUAAACUCCGCGCGCUCGAUCGCAGAUGCCGCAGUCAAUAGUACGCUGCUGAUCCAAGACGGCAUCAUCACGGAGCCGUGUUCGAGCGAGACCCAAUGCGAGCCCAACGGCACCAACUUCAAGGGCAUUUUCGUGCGCGAGCUGGCGAAGCUGAAUGCCGCACUUGACGAUCACCCUUAUACCGACUUGAUCAAGACGAAUGCGGAAGAGGCGUAUGCCAAUGCGCGAAACGACUCGGAUUUCUACGGGUUUCUUUGGAUGGGUCCGUUUGAUGUUGUUACGAUUGGGACUCAGGAGGCGGCUGUUCAUUUGCUGACUGCGGCAUACCUGUGAUGAUGUUGUAAUG
Molecule: messenger RNA, 1534 nt
Organism: Annulohypoxylon maeteangense
Lineage: Eukaryota; Fungi; Ascomycota; Sordariomycetes; Xylariales; Hypoxylaceae
Product: glycoside hydrolase family 76 protein
Exons: 1
Coding region: 415-1521 (368 amino acids)
Biological process (GO): carbohydrate metabolic process
Source: RefSeq, a predicted model, not a curated record